Molecule: messenger RNA, 3468 nt
Organism: Mya arenaria
Lineage: Eukaryota; Metazoa; Mollusca; Bivalvia; Myida; Myidae
Product: toll-like receptor 2
Exons: 2
Coding region: 187-2271 (694 amino acids)
Biological process (GO): signal transduction
Molecular function (GO): protein binding
Source: RefSeq, a predicted model, not a curated record
UCAAGUAAAUAUUGUUCGAUAUCUUUCAAAGACUUAACAUUAGGUUUUGCCUUUUACAUAUCUUAUGUUAGUGAAUGUAAAACGUUAUUUAAUAAAGAAAUUGCUACAACAUGCAAUUUCAAUAAUAAAGCAUUUCAUUUCCAAUAUAACAUUAUUUUAGAAUUUACCUAUAAGUGGAAUAGCAAAAUGGAUACUUUUGGACAUCCUUUAAAACUCGCAGUUACUUUAUGUUGUCUUAGUACCGUAUUUAUACUAGUGAGAAGCACGUGUACCACGGAUAAAAGAGGCUUCACACAGACCUAUGCAAGCCUUACUGAGGUACACUACUUGAUGUUUCGAGACUGCGUCGCGGCGUCCCAUAUAAACUUGAGCUUCAACGCCAUUCAGGAAAUCAACAACGAAUCCUUCUCUAUACUGUGGAAUGUUGAGAACUUGGAUCUCAGUCAUAAUCAAAUUCCGGAAAUCCCUCCGUCAAUUUUCUAUUCAAUGAGAAGCUUGACAUAUUUGAACGUUUCUCAUAAUAACUUGACUACGUUACCGCUGGACUUUUUCGGAAAUAAACCAAAUCUGAAAAAAGUGGAUCUGUCUUCGAACUUUAUAACACAUAUCUCACUUCACGUGUUCACAAAAUAUAACCUUCCCUCGAUCAAGGAAGUUGACCUCAGUUUCAACUUGCUAACGUCAUUCGAGCCCUGGGCGUUCGCGAAUACCUUGACGCCUAUCCGCGUGUUGAACCUGACCCACAACAUCAUCUCCACGUUCACCAACAACGACAACUGGAACUACACCUCUAGAAGUGUUUACGACUUGGCCAGUACGGAUCUUCGCUGGAACCAGCUGGUCACUUGGCAUGACAGGUACCUAAUGCAGUACAAAACCGGGCCGGGAACCAUAGAGGCGGCGCUGGUAGAGCUCCUCACAGACUUUCGCGAAAACCCCAUACACUGUGACUGCAAUUUCUACAACGUGAACGUCGUUGUCGGCCAGUCAUUUUACAAAUACAGCGAUAAUCCGUACCUGAAGUUGAAGUGUCAUUCCCCGCCUGAACUUGCUGGUAAACAUAUAUUUAUUGACGUAUUAGAGAGGGAUUUGGUCUGCAAUAUAACCGACAAUUGUCCAUCUGGUUGUUUGUGCCAGGAACAACCCGCUGAAAAUAGGUUUUACGUUGACUGUCGCAAUUUGCAUUUGAGGGAAAUGCCUAACACUCUACCGGAGACAACUUAUGACAAAUAUGUUUUACGUUUAGAUCACAAUGAAAUUACAGAGUUUAAGAAUGUAAGCUACCUGAGUAAAGUCGUUGAAAUAACAAUGGCUAAUAAUUCUUUGGCCGCGCUACCCGAGUAUGCCAUGGCAACAAUUGCAAAGGAUGACGACGCUGAUGUUGACUUCAGGAAUAAUCAGAUUCGAACAAUUCCAGUUAGUACACAGAACAUCAAGUUCGAGAACGCCUUGUUUGAUGGAAACAAUCUUGAAUGUUCUUGCGACAUGCUGUGGAUGGUCGAUUGGAUCAACCUGGCGCCCAACCACGCUGAUAAAAGCUUAAGCUGCACGUUCGAGGGUAAGGUACACACGAUUUCGGAGUUGGACAGAGGGACGCUAAAAUGUGAUGACCAUAGCAUCAUAAUCAUCAUAGUCAUUCUCUCUGUAGCGUUAGUCAUUGUGAUCGGAUUGUUAAUCACCGCCAAACGGUGUCCGUACGAGACAAAAGUUCUCCUGUACAAGAUGUUACGAAUCCACCCAUCUGACAAGUAUUUGGUUGACAAAAUCACCGACAUGCAGUACGAUAUGUACGUGUCCUUCGAUAGCAACGACAUUCACGUCAGGCAAUGGGUGAAGAAAAUAUUAUUCAAGAAGUUAGAAAAUGAGAAGCCGUUAUACCGUCUCUGCACUCCGAUCAGAGACGGACAAGCGGGUUCUGAGGCGGAAAGUCGGAUAGAUCUAAUAGACAAAAGUAGAAGACUUUUGAUUAUCUUAAGUAGAAACUACGAACAUCAUCGCUGGAAUGAUUACGACUUGUGUCACGCAGAGAGGCUGGAGCAGAACGAAGGAAGGGUGAUGUUUAUUGUGUAUGAUGAGGAAUCUAUGAAAAAAUCUACGGAAGAACCAUUAUGUUCCAAACUUAAGGAGAGAAAAGUGUUCAAUGUCAACGAUAAGAUGCUGUGGUCAAAGUUACGAUAUGAACUCCCUGUGAAACCAUGCAAAAAGACUCCAACAAAAACUGCACGGGAGCGACACCAAGAUAAGUUUGACCAAGAUAUGUACCAGGUUUAGAAUUAAACAUGAUUUCGAUAAAUAAAAAUAGCCGCUUCUAAGUUAUCAGACAGUAUUACAAGGACAUUCGAAAAAUUGCAUAUCCAGUACAAUAACUGACCAUAAAAGCACCCCCAAUGUUAAUUUUAUAUUCAUAAUGACCCCAUUUUUAUGUUUUUGUGCAGAAGGAAUAUAAACAAAGCCCGAACAUAUUACAAACCAAAUGUUUUUUCGCCUAUAUGAUUAUAAAGUACAUUCGAACCGCGUUGGCUUGAACUCCCAGGGACCGGCAAAACCACCUCGAGCCUCGGGAUAUUCGAACUGAUUGGGAAUGCUUACCUUCAGUUUAUAGAAAUCGGUCCUUUACAUCCAGUUCGAGCCAACGAGGAAUACGAGCCAUGCGUGUUCGAGCCAACGGGGGUCGAUUGUAUGUAAUUAGACGUCUGAUUUUAGUUGAAAAAAUAGCAAAAAAUACAAACUUCAAUUCUUCUAUGUACGAGUAUAUUGUACUUUUUGUCAUUUAUUUAAACAUAAAUAAUCAGCAAGCGAACACCUUUCAAAUAAUAUCAGAGUUAUAUGGGGUCAGCAUGUAUCAAAAUGUAACAUAAAGUUUAAUGGCGCUUUCAGAGAACUAGCUUAUUUGUGGAUCGGAUUCCUUAAAGAUGCGCUCUUACUCCCAAAUAAGAUUUUAAUUCAAUUGUUUUAUAUACCAAAAAAGGAUGAAAACAAUGAUUCCUAUGAAGGAUACCGAUUCCAAUUUGAAAGAUAGGUGCAGAAAACACGGUAUUUCUUCCAUUAUGAGACCAUAGUAGAUCACAGUAAAUCUUUUAGGACCCACUAGUCAUUUAAUAUUUUUACGUUUUUUGCUAUUAAUUACACCGCCACAAUCUUGUUAUCAGUUUUGUUUCAUAAAUGCAUUGUUUAGUAAGUAGUUACUGGUUUAUCACUCAAAAUUUAUGUUUGUUAUACAUGUGUGUGUAUAGAUUUUGAAUAAGAGUGUCACUUUAAGCAAUAACAUGUAGAUGGCAUUAUAUUUGUUAACUUUUUAUACUUUAUAUUAAUUUUAUUUCAUUGCGUGCAUGUGUAUAUUUUGUCAAGAAUGUAAACAACCUAAAUGCAAAUGUGUUGUGUGUUUCAAAAUGAUAUGUUUUUGUGAUAUUGCAAACAGUUUUAUAUGCAUUUGAUAUAUUAAUUAACAUAAUAAAUCAAUUUAUAAUU